Messenger RNA from Colletotrichum orchidophilum, 2151 nucleotides. RefSeq lists its product as uncharacterized. Gene Ontology annotation, biological process: positive regulation of transcription by RNA polymerase II. Gene Ontology annotation, cellular component: nucleus. NCBI's taxonomy places the organism in Eukaryota, Fungi, Ascomycota, Sordariomycetes, Glomerellales, Glomerellaceae. The transcript has a single exon. Bases 1 to 2151 code for a protein of 716 amino acids. The record is from RefSeq and is a predicted model, not a curated record. Gene Ontology annotation, molecular function: transcription cis-regulatory region binding; DNA-binding transcription factor activity, RNA polymerase II-specific; zinc ion binding.
AUGUUUUCACGCAACAAGGACCUCUCGCAAAUGACCUCGCUGUCGGGCAUCCGAUCGCGCUUCAAAAGCAGCAUGUCGUCGUCGGCCAAGAUCCGCAGCUCCGAGGGCUGCUGGACCUGCCGCCUGCGCCGCAAAAAGUGCGACGAGGCUCGGCCCGUCUGUGAAGGGUGCGCCCAGCUCGAGAUCAACUGCUUCUACAGCGAGACGAAACCAGAUUGGAUGGACGGCGGCGAGCGCCAAAAGGAGAUGGCAGACCAGCUGAAGAAGCAGGUCAAGAUUCAGGCCAACAACCGCCGCGAGCGCAAGUAUCUGCAGGGCCUCGAUGUGGAGGGCGGCGGCGGCGGAUCCGAGGAUGGCGACCACGUUCCUCCCGUGCCGGCCCUGAGUGCCGACGACGGCUCAUCAAAGGCCAACGACUCCAACAGCCCGUCCACCGUAAACGACACCCCCGGCGACUCCUCGUCCAGCCCACCCUUCCAGAUGAACUCGGUCAAGUCGUCCAUCCAUGAAAUCGCCCCCGGCGCCUCGCCGAAUCAGAUCCGGCAGCACACCCCGGAAUGGAACAACCACUCCAGCCCCAUCUCCGCGGCACAGCACCACCAUCAUCACCACCAUCAACAACAACACCAGCAGCCCAAUGAUUUCGCCUUUGGCUUCGGAACCGGGGCCGUCCUCCCCGCCGCAGCACCAACUUCCACCCCGCCCUUCGCCGACGACUCCAACAUCGGCUUCAUCAUGAUCUACCUCGACUACGUCUUCCCCUUUCUCUUCCCCUUCUACAAGCCGGCCCUCCUCGAAGGCGGUCGCGGCUGGCUCCUCAACGUCCUCAACCACAACAAGGCCCUCUACCACACGGCCCUCAGCCUCUCCUCCCACUUCUUCGGCGUCGUCCUCGACAGCGCCCAGGUCGAGCAUGCCCCCUGCCGCAUGAAGAGCGUCGCCAGCCUCCGUCACCAGAUGCACCUCGCCCUCCGCGAGCUCCGCGCCGACAUGACCCGCAUCAGCGAGGGCGCCGCCACCCGCGACCCCCAGGACCAGCUGCAACAGAGCUGCCGCGUCCUCGAGAGCAUCGUCCAGCUCCUCAUCUUCGACGUCACCCUGGCCACGACGGACCACUGGCACAUGCACCUCGACGCCGCAACCAUCAUCUUCCAGCAGAUCCUCCCCCAGCCCGACCGCUGGGACCCAACCAUGAAGAGCAUGGCCAUCCCCCUCCUCCAGGGCGUCAGCUUUCCCCCCGGAUCCCACAAGCCCUGGUCCCCGGACCAGGCCGCCCUCCGCUUCUUCACCGCCUCCCUCCUUUACUUUGACAUCAUCUCCGCCACGGCCCUCGAGCGCCCGCCCCGCCUGCAGCCCUACCACCGCCACCUCCUCUCCCCGCGCAAGGAAGACGGCACCGCCUGCGCCGAGGUCGAGCCCCGGCUGCGGCUCGAGGAGUACUUUGGCUGCCAGAGCUGGGUCCUCCAAAUCAUUGGCGAAAUCGCCACCCUCGACGCCUGGAAAAAGGAAACCCGCCGCGCCGGCUCCCUCUCCAUGACCCACCUCGUCUCCCGCGCCGGCUGCCUCGAGCUCGCCCUCCGCGAGGGCAUCGCCUGCAUGGACAACGCCUGCCCGCAGCUCCUGGGCACCUGCACCGACGAAAUGUCCUGCCGCGCCGGCGCCUGCGGUAUGGCCGACACCCCGCCCCCGCACCCCACCCACGUCGACACCACCAGGCUGCCCCCGGACCCCCUGACGCUCUACCAGAGCCACCAGAGCCGCGACUCGGACGCGGCCCGCACCCACACCAAGAUCUGGGCCUACGCCGCCCUCACCUACCUCUCGACCGUCGUGUCCGGCUGGCAGCCCUCGUGCCCGGAGACGGCCUCCAGCGUCGCCAUCGCCAUUGAGCUGCUCAACUCGCUCCACAGCCCCGUCUGCCUGCGCACCGUCGUCUGGCCCUUUUGCGUCAUCGGGUGCCUCGCCGACCCGUGCCAGGAGCACAUGUUCCGCGAAAUGGUUGGCAGGAUGGGCGCCCUCGAAGUCUUUGGCUCCAUCAAGGCCGCGCUCGGCGUCAUGGAGAACGUGUGGGCGAAGCGGGAGACCAUUGACGAGAGCUGGGACAUCACCGCCUGCUUCAAGGUCCUCGGCCAUGCUGUACUCUUGACCUGA